CAACAGCUGUUCGCGGGCACGUUACUGCCGCGGUCGACGAAAUACGAAUGUUUUUAUUGAAAUCCGUGCGCUGGCCGCUUUAUAGUUCCCUGCGCACUCUAAAGAUGAGCAGCUCGGUGGAAGCCACCUUGGCAUCUGCCACGGAUCCAUUAACAGGUCCCCGCUACGAGCGAGAACCGAAUGUUUUGAGGAAAAAGCUGGCAUCAGUUGUGCCCGGAUCCGUGAAUCUCCAAAUCCUGGGUGCCGGCGCCAAUGGAGCACCUGCUGCGGUCUAUCUGUUCACCGAUCAAGCCCGUUACUUGUUCAAUUGCGGCGAGGGAACCCAGCGACUGGCCCACGAGCACAAGACGCGGCUGUCGCGUCUCGAGCAGAUCUUUGUAACUCGGAACACGUGGGCAACUGUGGGCGGUCUACCAGGUCUAGCGUUGACCAUCCAGGAUGCCGGCGUGCGCAACGUGGGACUUCAUGGACCGCCACAUCUUGCUACCAUGCUGCAGUCCAUGCGACGCUUUGUGGUGCUAAAGAACCUUCAAAUGCAGACAAUUGACUGCUCCGAGGGCGGCUGUUUCGAGGACUCCAUCCUGAAGGUGGACUCCCUGCCGCUGAUCAGUUCGGAGGAUCCAGAGAAGAGCGUUAUCAACUACAUCUGCCAGCUGAAACCACGCGCCGGGGCUCUAAACCUGGUCAAGUGCGUGGAGCAGGGUGUGAAGCCGGGUCCCCUUCUGGGGCAGCUCAAGAAUGGCCAGGACAUCACUCUGCCCGAUGGCAAGGUGGUCCGUUCAGUUGAUGUCACCGAGCCCAGUGAGUCGGCACUCUCAUUUGUUUUCCUGGAUGUUCCCAGUGAAGAGUAUCUGCCAGGACUUCUAGCCCAAGCUAAACGCCUUAAGGAACUGGACGAGGAGCAGUUGACUAAAGUACGCCUGGUUGUCCACUUCACGCCUCAUCCUAUUGCCUCCCUGCAGGACUACAAGCACUUUCUGGAGGAGAACUUCCCUCCGGGUACACAGCACAUCCAUUUGAGUUCCCCGCACAACCAGUUCUCUGGCUAUGCUGCUGCCCAUCGCAUCCAGCAUCAGUUGCAUCAACUUGCCCCUCACGUCUUUCCCCUUUUGGGUGAGUCGAUGCCCUGCCAAAGUCAGAAACUGAGUCAGAACCUCAAGAAAACCAAGUUGGACGAAACGGACGAUUGCGAUAAAACGGACUCGAAGGUCGGGGAGGAGUCGGAACAGGGCGUAGUCUCCAUGACCAGCUUUCAUCUGAGGCCUAAAAAAGGUUUGGAUCGCACGCUGGAGGCAAAACUCACACCUGAGGAGUACGUAAAGGAGACGCAUGCUGUGCCCGGCUUCACAGAGCUCCUGGCGAAAUUCAAAGAAGAGUACAGCUUCCCUGCCCACUCGGACGAGAGCUACCCGAAGAUAAUCUUUCUGGGCACGGGAUCCUGCAUUCCCAACAAGACCCGCAACGUCAGCUCCAUUCUUAUCAAGACUGCUGCCGAGUCCUUUGCUUUGCUGGAUUGUGGUGAAGGUACCUACGGCCAAAUUGUGCGGCUUUAUGGCUCCGCUAAAGCGGAACAGAUUCUCCGGCAGCUUCAUGUGAUAUAUGUGUCCCAUCUGCAUGCGGAUCACCACAUUGGACUGAUUGGCCUGCUCAGGGAAAGGAGGAAACUGGAACCGAAGACAGAACCAUUACUUCUGCUUGCUCCGCGUCAAAUUGAACCCUGGCUGGAGUUCUACAACCGACAAAUCGAGCCCAUUGAAGAUUCGUACACUCUCGUGGCUAAUGGUGAGCUCCUGGCCAGUCCGUUGACGGGUGAGAGAGUGGAGCCCCUAGGCAUCAACUCCAUUGGCACUUGCCUGGUGCGGCACUGUCCAAACUCCUUUGGAAUAAGUCUUACUCUGGCAGCGAAAUACGAAAAUGAACCGAUAAAAAUUACAUACAGCGGCGACACUAUGCCUUGCCUGGAUCUGGUCGAACUGGGACGCGAUUCUACAGUGCUCAUCCACGAGGCCACCAUGGAGGACGAUCUGGAGGAGGAGGCACGCUUUAAGACACACAGCACCGUGUCGCAGGCCAUACAGCAGGGUCGCACUAUGGGAGCCCGCCACACGAUCCUCACACACUUCUCGCAGCGCUACGCCAAGUGCCCGCGGCUACCGAGUGCCGAGGAUAUGCAGCAGGUGGCCAUUGCCUUUGAUAAUAUGCAGGUGACCGUCGAGGAUUUGCAACACUAUCACAAGCUUUAUCCCGCACUGCUGGCGAUGUACGCAGAGUACACGGAGGAGCUGGAGCAGCGAGCGGUGAAGCGGGAGCUCAAGCAGGAACGGAAACGGAAGCUGGCACAAACGUGAUGGUCGGUCGUCAGAGGAGCAGGAUAAUUUAUUCAAGGAGCUAGAUAUUGUUAAACUAAUAUUAAGGAGAAAUUAUGCUUUAUGUUAAGAAUUAUUAUACAUUAGAUUCUGAAAUGUAUCGGUAAAGCAUAGCAAUAUAUUUAAAAAU
Molecule: messenger RNA, 2496 nt
Organism: Drosophila serrata
Lineage: Eukaryota; Metazoa; Arthropoda; Insecta; Diptera; Drosophilidae
Gene: RNaseZ
Product: ribonuclease Z
Biological process (GO): mitochondrial tRNA 3'-end processing
Cellular component (GO): mitochondrion
Molecular function (GO): 3'-tRNA processing endoribonuclease activity
Source: RefSeq, a predicted model, not a curated record